AUUGUAAUAUCAAAAAUAUGUACAGUAGUGUAUGAAGACUCAUCAGAUUAUAAUCAACUAUUUUUAAUUUCAUUUGUUAUUUUUAAUUUUUUUUUAGAGUUUAAAUAAAUAGCCAAAGCACAUUAGCGAAAAAGUUUUUAAGAAAUUUGUUUCACAAUAUUUUAAUACUAAUAGUUUGAAAUUUAUUUAAAAAAAUGCUAUUACAAAUCAGCAAAAGUCCUCGAUUUGAUAAAAAGUUAAGAAGUAAAAUAUGGCCAGAAAUGAUGAUGGACGAGGAUAAUCAUGAACCUGAUUUUCCUUUGCAUUUAAUAUCACGUUCAAUGUUACUUGACACAAUUUCACGUAAUAGUGAUAUAAAGACAAUUAAAAAAAAACCAACAAUUGAUGAUUUUGAAUAUUUUCAUAAAGCUAUUGGACCAAUUAUUGAAAUUGCAAAUAUUUUUGGUAUAUUUCCAAUUUAUGGCUCACGAAGUCCAUCACCAUCAAUGCUAUCAUUCAAAAUGAGAUCAUUUAAAAGUUAUUACGCUAUUGCAGUGUGUGUUAUUUUGGGAAUAUUUUCAUUCAUUUCAAUUGUUCAUAUGAUGACAGUAUUGCAAUCAAGUGUUUUAAGUCUUCAGGAAGGUAUAAGUGCUGCAACUGCUGGUGCUGUUUUUUACAGCGACAGUUUUAUUGGUGCAGUUAUAUUUUAUUUUUUGUCACCAAAAUGGACCAAGCUUCAGCAAGAAUGGAGACUAAUGGAGCAACAAUUGGAUAGUUACAAAGAAAAUAACAGUACUUGUCCACCACUUCGUCGAAAGUUCACAAUAAUAACAUUUAUUGUGCUGUUUUUUGCAAUCAUUGAACAUAUCAUGAGUUUGAUCGUUAACUGCACUCAAAUUGAUGGUCAAUCAUCAAGUUCAAAUAUGACCUUUGAAAGAUAUAUCGAAGCUUACACAGUUAAAUCACAUGGAUUUAUUAUCAGUAGUAUUGAUUAUAGUUUGGGCUUGGGAAUAGUUUGUUUCAUUGCCAGUAAAUUUGCAACAUUUAUUUGGAAUUUUACUGAUCUCUUUUUGAUAUUGGUUUCAACUGGAAUUGCUGAAAGAUAUAAAUAUUUGAACAAAAAUGUACUGUCGUCAAUUGAAAACAAAAAAUUUGAUUUUAACUGGCUUGAUUUACGUGAAAAAUAUGCAAUGUUAAGUUCACUUGUUAAAGAAGUCGACAGUGUUCUUGCACCAGUUAUAGUUUUAUCAUUUUUUAAUAAUCUCUAUUUUAUUUGUUUGCAAUUGCUUAAUGGAUUAUCAUCAAAUGAAAAAACAGCUUUUGAUAUUUUAUAUCUUUUUGGAUCAUUUAUUUUUCUGGUUGGUAGAACAGUUGCAGUAACAUUAUCAGCUGCCAGAAUUUAUGAUCAAAGUAGAAUGGUAUUACCAGCAAUAUUUAAUUGUCCUGCAUCGAGUUAUAAUAUCGAGACUGAACGAUUACAACAUCAAUUAUCAACCGAUGAAAUCGCUCUCACGGGAAUGAAAUUUUUUUCUAUAACAAGAAAUUUUAUGCUUGCUGUUGCCGGAGCAAUCGUGACAUAUGAAGUUGUAUUAUUACAAUUUAAUGCAUCAAUGAAAUCUUAG
Aphidius gifuensis is the source of this 1601-nucleotide messenger RNA. Its product is annotated as gustatory receptor for sugar taste 64e-like. The transcript has 9 exons. Gene Ontology annotation, biological process: detection of chemical stimulus involved in sensory perception of taste; sensory perception of chemical stimulus. Gene Ontology annotation, molecular function: taste receptor activity. Gene Ontology annotation, cellular component: membrane. The coding region runs from base 195 to 1601 and encodes 468 amino acids. NCBI's taxonomy places the organism in Eukaryota, Metazoa, Arthropoda, Insecta, Hymenoptera, Braconidae. The record is from RefSeq and is a predicted model, not a curated record.